GAAUUUUUUUUCAAAAAAAACAACCAGUUAGCUACGGAGUUAGCAUACUUCCUUCAGCCCCUGCAUCGAUUUCUACAAAAGCUCUCAGCGGACCUCUCAUUGAACAGGAUCUGCUCAGUGCAGGAGACAGCUGCUAAAAUGACAACUGAAACCUGGAUAACUGGUUUUGAAAUGUCUGGAGAUUAUGAGCUGGGAGAUUUAUGCCAACAGCAGAAGCUGCCCUACGCUCAUAUCUACAUUCCCAUCCUCUACUUCUUCGUUUUUCUCAUCGGCUUCAUUGGCAACCUCUUUGUGAUUGUGCUGAUGGCCAUGAAGAAGGGCAACAAGAGGAUGGUAGAUAACUUUGUCCUGAAUCUGGCUGUAGCUGACCUGGUCUUCGUCUGCACCCUGCCUCUCUGGGCACUAUCAGCAGCUCAUAAUAAUCACUGGUACUUCGGAGAAAGUCUGUGCAAGGUCAGCAGCUACAUCAUCUCUGUGAACCGGUGUUCCAGCAUCCUAUUCUUAACGGGCAUGGGUGUGGAGCGUUACCUGGUGGUCAUGAAACGUGUGCGCUCCAAGUCCUCCGUGACUAAGAAAUGUAUCUUCACCACCUGUGGCUGCAUUUGGGCUCUCUCUCUCCUUCUGGGCAUCCCAUCUCUGCUGUACAGGAAGCUCAACGCCUCUGAUAAAUUUUGUCAGGACGAGGACUCUUCUGCUUACCGCAAGUAUAGCCUGGCGUUGCUCAUCUUGACCUUUCUCCUACCCUUAGGAGUCAUCUUGUUCUGCUAUUGUUCCAUCUGCAUCAAGCUGCUGAGCCAUAUCAGCAUGGGAAAGGGGACAAAGAAUUCCCUCAAGAUCAUCUUUACCAUCAUCAGCACCUUCAUCUGCUCCUGGCUGCCCUUCAAUGCCUUUAAAGCAUUCCUCAUUCUCUCUAGUCCUUCAGAGCUCAAUCAAGAAUCAUCACUCUCUUGCUCAGCACAGACUGCCAUCAAAUGGGGUCUAAGCCUUAGUAUUUACUUGGCUUUCAUGAACAGUUGCAUCAAUCCCAUCAUCUAUGCCUUUAUGGAUCACCACUUCCGUCGCCGGGUGCAGCUAUGCUGUUUGCACUUCUUUUGCGCUUCCCAGAAGCCAACCCAGGGCUUGGUCUUCUUUUCAUCUGCUGCUGAGUCCAGCCUCAUGUUUGCCAGCAGGAAUAAGCCGUCAUCAUCUAUUUGCCAUCAACCAAGUAUGUAAGACUGGAAAAGGGAGGCUUAUAAUACUAGCCUGUGACUUGUGGUUUGAGCAUCUUUACUGCUUUUUGUGAGUAUAUAAAAUGAGCCACUCAUUCUGAGGUGUCAGAUUAAAUUUGAUAAGGCAAAUCACCGCCCUUUCAUGAAGGACCUCUCUGUUAUAGCAGUAUUAGGCAACAGAUAUACAUAGAACUACUAUAAGGUUCUGUAUCAUAGGCAUAUCAAUUGUCAGUAGAAAAUUUAUUCAGUUCUUUGCUGGUGUAACUCCAUUAAUGUUAAUGAUGCUAUAUUAACACACACACACAGUAUCUCUACAAGCUCUAAUGAAUUACAAAAAAAAGGAAGAAGUUAAGAUUUUUUUCAGUUCUGACAGGGAGAUUUAAUUGGACUGCUCCCAGUGAAAUUAACUUCUCAACCAAAACCUAAUCUAACCAAUGCUCUCUUCUCAUUUGGGAGAAGGAAAUCUCAUUUGGUGUUGCCUACCACCAUGUCUCCAUCUAAACCAAUUUUAUAUCUAGUGACUCUGUCCUUUUGGGGAGUUAAAUAAAUGGAGAAAUGGAGGACACACUCUGACUAUGGUAUCACAGCAAGCACAAUCAUUAGGCUCUUUAUUUAGUUUUGCUUAAGCAUUGAAAGUCCAGUAGCUGAAGUAGUGGGAGCAGGAGCAGGACUGGCUGUGGGUCCACGUAGGUUUGUUUAAACAACAAAUAUAGAAAAUUGUGUAAAAGUUUGGGUCCAGAUUCUGAUCUGAGUUACACCAAUAUAAAGCCAGAGAACUGAGCAGGCACAGUCUUAACUCAUACAUGUGAUCCCUGUUAACAUAGUAGCCUUACUGAUUUCAGGCAGAAUACACUCCAAGUAUUUGCACAAUUAAAAGGCUACGUAGAUUUGGUCUCCCAUGUCAAGAGAUCGAAACUAGGAGUAAUUUAGACUGGAAUCAGACCUCGGGUAUAGAGUAUAAAAUCUAAUGUAUGUUGUUAGCAUUGCAGUUAUAUUUUACAGUGUUAAAGCAAAUUUAAUCACUUGCUUGCUUCUGUUGUAUUUUAUUUUAUAUAAUGAAGGCAGAAUUGCUGAAAUUGUGACCAUGUACUUAAAAAAAGAGCUCUCCUCUUGUUAAGUAGUUACAUUAAUAAGCUUAAUACAUGAAAAGAAAUAGAUCCAGUAACAAGAAUGUGAUGUUAAUUAAAAACUAGUAAUGUGUUUACUAUUAAAAAUAAC
Messenger RNA from Gavialis gangeticus (Gharial), 2426 nucleotides. It is a transcript of the gene GPR25, whose product is annotated as G protein-coupled receptor 25. The record is from RefSeq and is a predicted model, not a curated record. The transcript has a single exon. Gene Ontology annotation, biological process: G protein-coupled receptor signaling pathway; immune response. Gene Ontology annotation, molecular function: G protein-coupled receptor activity. Gene Ontology annotation, cellular component: membrane. NCBI's taxonomy places the organism in Eukaryota, Metazoa, Chordata, Crocodylia, Gavialidae. Bases 139 to 1212 code for a protein of 357 amino acids.